GGCUUGCGCAUAAACAAGAACACAGCCAUGUUUGGAGCAUGUUUAUUUCCUGUUAAUAGGCAGAAAAUAUCUCACUGCGGACAACAAGACCUGGCAUGGUAACACUUCAUUGCUGUCCAAACAAAUAUGGCAACUGUGCUGCCUAUGCCUUGUUUCUUGGUCUAUAUAAGUUGCAUUUGUUUUGAAACAGUGCGAUUGCUUCAUGCAACAAGAAGCAAACAUACCUUUGGAGCUAAAUGUGUGCAUGAUUACAAACACUUUGAAACCUGCUAAACAUUUAUAAAACAUUACAGACAGCCUUACCUUAGCCUAGCUGUCUGCCUCACUGGCUGUUCCACAAAGUGCAAACAAGUGACUUCUGAGUAGGAUAGGUUAUUACUGUUACAUAUGAAUGCCACCUUCUGCUCUGGAGUGUUAAUCACAGUGCCACUUUAAGACAGUAUUCAGGAGCAGCUACUCACAGGUGUAACUAGGUGCCAUCUUGUGGUCACAAACAAUAUUGCAAUAUUUCUUUACAUAAGUCACUUUGAAAUAUAAAGUCACAAGAAAAGCGAAACAUGUGUGGUGGGGGGCAACCUAUGGUCCAAAAAGUACAGUAAUUUGCCAUCUGAGUGUACAUGUGGGUAUAGGUCAUAUAUAUGACAUCUAUUAUGCAUCUCUCUCUGUCUGUCUCUUGAAUGUGUUUGUGUGUGGCCCAUAAUCAUCACAAAUUCCUUUGACAUGGUGUUUACAGCUUAUUGAGUUGCAAAAAUCAGCACUUGCUGUGAAUUUUCAUGUCUGGCCCUGUAUAGGUUUUGCUUUAUCAGCAUAACCUGAUUAAUUUUAAUCCCUCAUGGAUAACUUUAAUCAGACACUAUAGCAUGACAUUUUACACCGGUUCUAUUUUUCUGGCACAAUGUAAGUACUUAAAAGCAAACUAACUACACUCUAAAAAAUGAACUGCUGUCUCAACAAGAAAAAGUGAUGUAACAAUUUGCAUAGAUUUUUUUAAAGUUACUUCAACUUAACUGCAAAGUAUUGUGGCAUUAACUCAGUUGACAGAUGAAUUAACGAAGUUGAAAUAACUUUUAAAAAUCUAUGCAAACUGUUACAUCAUUUUUUCUCGUUGAGACAGCAGUUCCGUUUUUAGAGUGUAGUUUACAUGGUGAUUACUGCUUUGCUGAAUCCAGUUUGUCAGCAGUUUGGGUUUCUCUCCCCGCCCAGCCUCCUCUGCUCCUCCUGGGGUAUUUGGUGUCCAACAGUGAAGUGGAUUUUCUCCUUUCACAGCUCCAUUCCAUUUGAAACAGACAACAAGUAGCCAUGGGUUUUAUGGUUGCAGUCUCCACAGUUUUGCUUUGCUUGCUGGCUGGCCUUUGCUCUGCAGGUUCCGACGCACCUCGAGGAGUGGCUGUUGGGUUCGUGUUUGACCCUAAAGCUCAGUGUGACCCGCCAUGCAAACACGCGGGAAUCUGCAUCCGCAACAACACGUGCUUCUGCUCCAGGGGUUACGACGGAGAGACCUGCCAGUAUGCCAGUUGUUAUCCCAAAUGUAAGGGAGGAGGAGGUGUCUUCGCCCUGGGAAAAUGUAGAUGUCCUCCUGGAUUUGGGAGGAAAAUUUUUGUCAUAAAGGUAAAAUGUCAAGGAGGAUGCUGGAAUGGGGGAGAAUGCAGUGCUGUCAAUGGAGUAACCAAGUGCAUAUGCCCAAGCUGGACUGGCUCCAAAUGCCAAGAGGCAAUUUGUCCACAGGGCUGUAGGAACGGGGGAAUCUGUGUUGCUCCAGGAAUCUGCAGCUGUCCAGAGGGAUGGCUGGGAGGUGCCUGUCACACUGCUGUCUGCAGUCAGCCCUGCCUGAAUGGAGGGAAGUGUAUUUCUCCCAACAAAUGUCGCUGUCGCUCCCCCUACACCGGAUCUCACUGUGAGGACAGGAAAAAGUCCCACUAGUGUGAUCGUGACAGGUCAAACAUCAGACACACCCAAAUGGUGACCUUAUGCUUGAAUAUAGUUCAGUUUUUGGUUUACAUUGGGAGAUUUAAUUUUUUUUUCUCGAUGUAAUGUUCGAUCACAAACAUUGAAUGUUAUCUAAAUGUAUGUUAUGUAUUGUAAUUAGUGACAUUAAAUGAAUAACUCUGUAAUCUGCAUGACUGUGUAAUUAAAAUAUUUACCAGCCUUGGUUAGGGGAACCUGCAGCACACUGACUCCCUGUCCAAGGUGAGUUGUAGUUCUGUCUACUUGAAGUAACAGUAUCCGGGUAUAAGCACUAACACCAAUGGAUCUCGGUGCAGUCUUGUCACAUGACAGCAUGACCAGCAGUUGGACAUUUUAAGAACAUUAUUAAGGCUUGAAUAGAUGCUUUUCA
Messenger RNA from Thalassophryne amazonica, 2335 nucleotides. RefSeq names its product von Willebrand factor D and EGF domains (gene seraf). The record is from RefSeq and is a predicted model, not a curated record. Lineage: Eukaryota; Metazoa; Chordata; Actinopteri; Batrachoidiformes; Batrachoididae. Gene Ontology annotation, molecular function: signaling receptor binding. Gene Ontology annotation, biological process: anatomical structure development. Gene Ontology annotation, cellular component: cell surface; extracellular region.